AAGAAAUAUUAAAACGGAAAAAUGUAGUUUUCAAUAUUUUCCAAUUAAUUUCAGUAUUUAUGUACUGAUUCUAAAUGACAGAACCAUACACUUUGGGUCAUGGUUGGAAUUUGAAGGUUUCAGCGGGUGAAUUAUUGGGCAGAACACAUGAAGAGCUAGUGCUGCUUUUGAUUCAAUUGCGUCGACAAAGAGCGACAGUUUGUCAAUCUAUGGAGAAGUGCCAUAGAGAAAUAGAAGCACAGGCCUGCUUGACUGAUUUAGAUAAAUCUAACCGAGUUGGGCAUUUACAAAAAUUGGAUGAACUCAAAGCCCAUCUUGUAGAUCUUGAGAAACAGUAUGAAAAAGGAAAGCCUUUAGUGAACCUAGUUGAUAAUAUGGUAAAACUUGGUUCUCUAUAUCAAGCUGGCUCUCCUGAAAAAAUAGAGUUUAUUCAAAGAAUUCAAGAACAGAGAUUAUUAGCAGAAGAAAAACGUGACUGGGAAAGAAUAAGGCCUGACCAUCAUGAAUUGAAAGCUAAGGUUGAGAGACUUUAUAGAUUAGACAAACUUUUACAAGAAGAAUCAGGAACUCUUCAUAGUCUUCAACAAGACAAGGGUGUUCUUGAACGAGCAUUAGGUGGAUUGAGAACUAAACUUCAGGGUAUACAUGGGAAUUCUCCUGAGACAGAAUGGUAUAAACGUCAGCAGCGUCUUCUUGAAAAAGAAUUGAGCCGAGUUCGUUCCAUUUUAGCUUUGAAUUCAAAGAAACUUGAGGAAACUGUUGCUGAAAAUGCAAGAUUAGAACAAGAACUUGUUGUUCUUCGACAAAAAUUGCAAUUAUCUCGAAGAACUGCUGAGCCUGGUGGAACUAACACUGCUGCGUUAGAGGCUGAAUUAUGUCAGGUUCAACUCUUGGUAGGAAAUUUACUUCGUCAGAGGCAAGAACUAAGUCUUCAAGUAAGACAGUUGACUGAGAAAUCAAAUUCAUUAAGUAGACAAAUUUGGCCUAAUUCUACUGAUAACAUUGGUGAUAUUAACAAUACUGGGAAAAAAAACUUGAAUAAUGGCUGGAUGGAAACAGAUCUAGAUGCGGAAGUAACAAAUGAUGUUAGUAGUUCGUCAUACCAUAACAGAAAUGGCAGACAACAUCCCGUAUAUGUGUCUCCAUUAUAUGUGAAUACUACCUCUGAAAGGGAUAUACAAUGUAACAGCAACUCUCCAUAUCCAGAUGAUUAUUUUGAAACUACUGCUUUAUCUUCACGAAACUUGGAAUUAAGUCAGUUAUCAGAAAUGAAUGAUGAAGAUAUCAUUAGACAAUCUUACGGUUUCCAUCUCAAGGAAAAGCCACAAGAAAUUAAAACUGUUCGGAUUGUUAAAAGGGAAUCAGAACGUAGGCAGAGGGACAGAGACAGAAGCGGUAAUAUAGGUAUUCCCAUUAGUUCUGCAAGUUCAAAAAGACUCCCUAUUGCUGAAGAACGCUGCAUUGAUAAGGAAAAAAAUGAAAAAGAAUUAGUAGAAGAGACUCAGGUUGAACUAGAUAGUAAACUGUCUGAAGUUCCUCCUACACCUGGACCUCGAACAGAUUCUGUUAAUGCCGUUUGGAAUUUAGUUCGAAAAAACCGUGUGAAGGGAAAGUUACUGAUAAAUAAGAGUGACAUGAAUGAUUCAUUGGUUAUUAAUAAUGAUUCACCUCAGUUAUCUCCAGUUUAUUUAAGCGAAACAGCAAGAAAAAUAGUUGAAGAAGUAGCUUGGCAAGGAAUGGGGGAAAAACGACUUGUACCAAAAGAAAAAAGGAGACACCACACAGUAUCUGGUCCUUCUUUAGGCACACCUCAAACUUUGUAUUCUCAGACUGGAUCAAGAGAUGAUUUGGAUAUUGAGAGAGUUUUGAGACCAAGGCUUACAACACCAGAUGUCGUCAGGUCAACCUUAAUCAGGGUCGACCCUCACUACACAAAAGAAACGAUAGAUAAUCUGUUAGGGGCCCCGGGAAAAAUUUUAAUUCCAGAAAGAUACGUCCCUGAAACACAACCUCAAUUGACAAAAGAAGAGCAGAAUAAAAGAUCAAAAAAAGCUGAUGCCAUCAGAAGAAUGUUAUGUGAAACAACUGCUGUUUCCCCAAAAGAUAAUGAUACAGAGGGAAUUGAGAAUACUUCAUUGUUAAGAAGAAAAGUGGCAGAAGAAAAGAAAAAUCGUGAGCAUUUGUUGCAGCUUAGUCAUAUUCUAGCUCAACAAGUUAUGGAAAAAAGCAAAAUUGUUGCAGGUGGAAAUUCCACACCUCUGGACUAAAUCACAAAUGAUGGUGUCAUAAAUUGUAUAAAACAGUAAUGGCAUUAGCAUCUUUACCCGAGAAAAUAAUGGAAGAAAUCGAUGAAGAAAAUGAACCUUCUUCAUUUGAGUGUUUACCACUUUACCAGCAAAGAGACAAUUUUUUUUCAUAAUAUUUAAAAAUGAAAAUAAUAAUUUUAUUCAAUAUUUGUUAAUCUUAUUGGAUUAACAAUUUAUUGUACAAGUUGUGAAUUUUCUAAGUACCUUAUUUGAAUAUUAUAUAUGAACAACAUAGUCAUUUUUAGUGUUUAUAUUAUCGUCGUAACAUAAAAUGUAUUUAUAUUAAUUUCUUUUGAUUUACCAAGCCUAGAUGUGAUUUUAUACAUUUAUUAAUAAUGUGAUUAAUUGUUGAUAAUUGAAAUUUCAUGUUAAGCAUAUUUUUAAACUUUCAAUGCUCAACUUUUAUGCAUCGCAUAAAUAGAUAGACUGAUAUUAAAUGCAAAUAAAUUUGUAAAGCACUGAAUUAGCUCUGUUUUUAUGAUAAAAAAAUGGUGUAUUAAAUAAAAUAAGGAAAUAAUUCCCCUGUAUUAUAGUGUAUAGUAGACCUUUUUAAUGAUUAGACUUUUCAUUAAAAGUCUAAUAUCUUAUUAAUUUUCAGAAGUAUAUUAUGUUUGUCCAAAUCAUUGAAAUAAAUGAUCUACUAAAAAUUAAUUUAUACUAAGUAAAUAAAAAAAUAAACAAAUAAUAAAGUGAUAUUUUUGUGAUGUAAUUGUAACCAGUCAAAACACUACACA
Nezara viridula (southern green stink bug) is the source of this 3040-nucleotide messenger RNA. Lineage: Eukaryota; Metazoa; Arthropoda; Insecta; Hemiptera; Pentatomidae. The record is from the annotation of a GenBank genome assembly.